AUGGCCGGAAGUGGCAGGAAUUUCAACCCAAAAUCUGGCCAAACUUUGAGUUAUAAAUUGAACCACCUAGGCUACAAAUUGAUCAAAUCCUACCCAACCAUCAGCCAGAGCAAGAAAAGGCUGGAGGUUGGCGGCGGAGGAAGGUCGGGAUGGGAAGCUGGGGUGGUGGCGGUUCAUUCGAGCCUAGGCCCGUGGCCGGUGGCAGCUCGUGGCUAUGCUGGUGGCUUGGGGAAGACAUGA
Messenger RNA from Prunus armeniaca (apricot), 240 nucleotides. Lineage: Eukaryota; Viridiplantae; Streptophyta; Magnoliopsida; Rosales; Rosaceae. The record is from the annotation of a GenBank genome assembly.